AUGAAGAUGCUGGAAGACGUGGAGAUGCUGGAAGACGAGGAGAUGCUGGAAGACGAGGAGAUGCUGGAAGACGAGCAGAUGCUGGAAGCCCUGGAGAUGCUGGAAGACCUGGAGACGUGGAUUUUCCGGAAGACGCACCCUUUGUUGGAAGACGUGGAUUUUCCGGAAGACGCACCCUUUGUUGGAAGACGUGGAUUUUCCGGAAGACGCACCCUUUGUUGGAAGACGUGGAUUUUCCGGAAGACGCACCCUUUGUUGGAAGACGUGGAUUUUCCGGAAGACGCACCCUUCUUGGAAGACGUGGAUUUUCUGGAAGACAUGGUUUUGUGGGAAGACAUGGAUUUUCUGGAAGACACAGGUUUGUUGGAAGACAUGGAUUUUCUGGAAGAUGCACCUUUGUUGGAAGACAUGGAUUUUUUGGAAGACACGUAUUUCUUGGAAGACGUGGAUUUUCUGGAAGACAUGGAUUUGAUGGAAGACGUGGAUUUUCUGGAAGACGUGGGUUUGAUGGAAGACGUGAAUUUGAUGGAAGACAUGGAUUUUCUGGAAGACUUGGAGGUCAUUGGAAGACAUGGAUUUCCUGGAAGACAUGGCUUUUCUGGAAGACAUGGAUUUUCAGGAAGACCCGAAUUGUCCGGAAGACCUGGAUUAUUUGGAAGACACAGAUUUGCUGGAAGACAUGAAUUUUUCUGGAAGACAAUCUCUAGGAAGACAUAAAUUUGCUGGAAGACCUGAAUUUAGUGGAAGACAUGAAUUUUCUGGAAGACGUAGAUUUACCGGAAGACCUGGAUUCAGUGGAAGACAUAGAUUUUUGUCUGGAAGACAUAAAUGCACUGGAAGACUGGAUUUGAUGGAAGACGUGGGUUGGUUGGAAGACCUGGAUUUUCUGGAAGACACAGAUUUCUCCGGAAGACAUGGACUGAGUGGAAGACCUGGAUUUCUUUCUGGAAGACAGAGAUUGGCUGGAAGACUUGGAUUUUCUGGAAGACGUAAAUUAGCUGGAAGACUUAG
Sus scrofa (pig) is the source of this 1011-nucleotide messenger RNA. NCBI's taxonomy places the organism in Eukaryota, Metazoa, Chordata, Mammalia, Artiodactyla, Suidae. The record is from RefSeq and is a predicted model, not a curated record.